Molecule: messenger RNA, 1136 nt
Organism: Priapulus caudatus
Lineage: Eukaryota; Metazoa; Priapulida; Priapulimorpha; Priapulimorphida; Priapulidae
Product: mycophenolic acid acyl-glucuronide esterase, mitochondrial-like
Biological process (GO): protein depalmitoylation
Cellular component (GO): mitochondrion
Molecular function (GO): palmitoyl-(protein) hydrolase activity; hydrolase activity, hydrolyzing O-glycosyl compounds
Source: RefSeq, a predicted model, not a curated record
GUUUGAGUACUGCGGAGCAACCCUACAUGAUGAUUGUUUAGAUGACAUCACACUAGGAUUAUGGAAAGUGGAUCUACUGACUGUUCUUGAUAAGCUCACCUCAGGACCUCAAAUACUCGUCGGAUCUAGCAUGGGAGGCUGGUUAUCACUGUUAGCUGCUAUGGAAUGGCCUGAGAGAGUGUGUGGUAUUGUUGGAAUUGCCACAGCAUCCGACUUUCUUGCAACGAAGUAUGAAAAGUACCUAACUGAGGAGCAAAAGAGAGAGUUGGAUGAAACCGGCAGGCUGUCCUUUGCCGAUCCAGACAGUGGCUCCAUCACAAAAAACAUGGUGGAAGAGAGUAGACGGCAUCAUCUGCUUACACGCACAUCGAUUCCGGUAAGGUGCCCCCUGCGAUUUAUUCACGGAAUGGAGGAUGAGAGCGUGCCCUACAAGAUCUCACUGCAGCUAGCUGAACUCUCAGAGGCAGACGAUGUUGAUGUCAUUCUUCGCAAGAACGGCAGGCACAGAAUGUCAGAGGAAGAAGACAUAAGACUGAUUGUAACGACUCUUGAUUCUCUCAUUAAACGGCUGUCUUGCACAUAAUUUGAGUAUCACGUCAUAGCGAAGCUGCAAAUCAUUAAUAUGGGAGUCACACGUAGUUAUAAGUGGUAUGGAUUUGCUUAUACAAGAUUGAAAUUACUUGUCUAUCUCUAGAAAGUGAAAGAACGUUUUUUUAUCAUGCAAAUUUUACUUGAUUGAGACAUGCUUCUAAUUCAAAUUUAAAAGGAUUUAAGUUCAGUAAAAUUCAAAGCUUAAUAAAUUGAUUGAUUGUUGGUUUUUAAAACUUAACUCAUAAAUCACAAUGUGAACCAUUCAUAAUUGUCCAAAUUAUGUCAUUAUUUCAACAUACAAUUAUAUUAGCUAGAUAUGUAAAUACAUUCGUUAAACUAAUAAAAGGUGCCAAAAGUUUUGAGCCUUUAGGAAUAUGUUGAUGAUCAUGAAGGGUAUGUGCAAUACAUCAAAAAUUAAUUAAGAUCCUUGUUGUGUUAGACAUACAUGAUGUCAGAAAGGUGACACAGUUUGUAAGUGACGUUUGUACUAUUGCUAAAGGGUCAGUGAUAAAACAAUAACAAAAAAAGAUUGAUGAACAAUUAAA